CAGAGCAGCGGCAGCAGCAGUCUGGGGUCCAACAUCCUCUCUGCUGAGGCUCACGUCCCCCCAUUUGGCUUCUUCAAAAACCUCCGGACCCCCAAACCUUCUUCUUCAUGAGCUUUUUCACGGCUCCUUCUUCGAACAGGACGCGGUGAGACGACGCGAAGUUGAAAGGGGGCAGCGAAGAAGAAGCGUGGAGGCCGUUUUUGUUGAUGUUUUUUCUUCUUUGGCUCGGUUUCCUCGGUAAAGCAGGAAAAUUGCUUGGUGUAGCUGUAUCGGAGAGAAGGCUCGGGAGGAGGUGAAAGUGCGGGAUAUGAUGACUGAGAAAGAAACGGCGGCAGAGAAGAUAAUAUCAGAUGAGAUGGCCAAUCCCUCUCCAGCCAAGAGUAUGGGCGACCCUGGGAUCACCCCCCUGUCUCCUUCACACACUCAGAAUGACACAGACCAGGUCCCUACGGGGCCGUCCUUCGUGGUGGUGGUGGCCAUCGACUUUGGCACCACGUCGAGCGGUUAUGCUUACGCCUUCACUAAGGAGCCUGAGUGCAUUCACACCAUGAGGCGCUGGGAAGGCGGGGACCCCGGCGUGUCCAAUCAGAAGACUCCAACCACAAUCCUGCUCACUCCAGACAGGAAGUUCCACAGUUUUGGCUAUGCUGCACGCGACUUCUACCACGACCUGGACCCCAGCGAGUCCAAACACUGGCUGUACCUGGAAAAAUUCAAAAUGAAGCUCCACACCACCGCAAAUCUGUCCAUCGACACAGACCUCCACGCAGCCAAUGGGAAGAGAGUGAAAGCUCUGGAUAUCUUUGCAUAUGCAUUGGCCUUCUUUAAGGAGCAAGCACUAAAGGAGUUGAGCGAUCAGACGGGCGGUGACUUUGACAACAACGAUGUGAGAUGGGUCAUCACUGUUCCUGCGAUCUGGAAGAUGCCUGCUAAGCAGUUCAUGAGGGAAGCUGCCUAUAAGUCUGGUUUGGUUUCCCGUGAAAACCCAGAGCAGCUGAUCAUUGCCUUAGAACCUGAGGCAGCAUCAAUCUAUUGCCGCAAGCUCCGCCUCCACCAGAUGGUUGACCUGGGUACCAAGACCACCCAGAAUGGCUUCAGCCCCACUGAAAAUGUAGGGGGCAGUAUGACCCAAGUUUCUCCAGCUAAGGAGCAUGUUCGGCGCAACCGGCAGAGCCGCACAUUUUUGGUGGAAAAUGUCGUAGGGGAGCUUUGGUCGGAGCUGGAAGAAGGUGACCGUUACGUGGUGGUGGACUGUGGCGGGGGAACCGUGGACCUCACAGUCCAUCAGAUCCGACUUCCAGAGGGUCACCUAAAGGAGCUCUACAAGGCUUCAGGUGGUCCCUACGGCUCCAUCGGGAUUGACUACGAAUUUGAGAAGCUUCUGUGUAAGAUCUUUGGCCAGGAUUUCAUAGAUCAGUUUAAGAUAAAGAGGCCGGCUGCUUGGGUGGACCUGAUGAUCGCGUUUGAGUCUAGAAAGAGGGCAGCAGCCCCCGACAGAACCAAUCCACUCAACAUCAACCUGCCCUUCUCCUUCAUCGACUACUACAAGAAGUUCAGGGGCCACAGUGUGGAGCACGCCCUGCGUAAGAGCAAUGUGGAUUUUGUGAAAUGGUCGUCUCAGGGGAUGCUGAGGAUGAAUCCAGAUGCCAUGAAUGCACUCUUCAAGCCCACCAUAGACCACAUCAUCCAGCAUCUCACUGAGCUGUUUGAGAAGCCCGAGGUGAGCGACAUCAAGUUCCUGUUCUUAGUCGGAGGAUUUGCUGAGUCUCCUCUUCUACAGCAAGCCAUCCAGAACAUGCUGCAGGGACGCAGCCGCAUCAUCAUCCCCCACGAUGUCGGCCUCACCAUCUUAAAAGGCGCCGUGCUCUUCGGCCUGGACCCCAGCGUCAUCAAAGUGCGCCGCUCCCCCCUCACAUACGGCGUGGGCGUUCUCAAUCGCUUCGUGGAGGGGAAGCACCCGCCAGAGAAGCUGCUGGUGAAGGACGGCACGCGCUGGUGCACCGACGUCUUCGACACCUUCAUCGCCACCGACCAGUCCGUGGCUCUGGGCGAGAGCGUAAAGAGGAGCUACACACCAGCCAAGCCGUCGCAGCAGGUCAUCGUCAUCCAUGUUUACUGCUCCGAGAAGGAGAGCGUGGGCUUCAUCAGCGAGAGCAGCGUCAAGAAGUGUGGGACACUUCGCUUGGACGUGAGUGGAACAAAAAGCUCGGCACCACGCCGUGAGAUCCAGACGCUCAUGCAGUUUGGCGAUACAGAGAUUCGGGCCAUGGCAGUGGAUGUGUCGACUGGACGCACCGUCAAAGCUAGCAUUGACUUCCUGAGCCAUUAAAGAGGGAAAAGAAGUGUUAAUGAUGAGAAAGUGUUGGAGAAACAGAAACCUACAUACACAAAUACACACAGGCAUAUACACACAAUGAGCUGGGGAUAUUUACUGGAAAAUCCUGAAAUAUAAAGAAUCUCAAGGCUCAGUCCUUAUCAGAGCGCCGCUGUGAAACCGUGUGAAUCAAAGCGUUAAAUUUCACCAUAAAGCCAGGAUGACAUAUGAAGGGAAUAUACUGUAGAUCUGUACACGUAGAUGCUGCAUGGGCCGCUUCUCCUCAAUGGAGCAGGACGUCUAAUCAGGGGCCAUAUUGGAGGGGGGUAGCUGCAGCUCAAAAUGAAUGUAGGGCUUUUAACAGUGGGCGCCUAUCCAUGAUUUAAGUGUAAAUAACUCACUGAUAUAUAAAUCAAUUUUCCCGCUAUUUGUUUUGUCACUUAUGUCAGACAUUUUUAUGUUUAAGGAUACUUGAAUGAAAAAAACAUGCAGGUUUUAAUACUGAGAUGCACUAUAUUAUCUAAGAUUACUGUGAUUCUAUGUUAGACAGUAAGGCCAUUAUUAAUGCUGCUGCAAAGACAAUUUUUAAUGCAUGGAAGCUUAUUACAUUCAGUUGAGAAAAUACACACUUUUUCAUGCUUUUUUCUUGACUAGCUGGCUGCAUCUGAAGGUUGUUUGCAGAUGACUUUACAUCACAGCGAAGGACUACAGAUGGGGGGCAGGUAGUGAUUUCUGCAUAGAGAAGCACUAUCAAAAUGCUAAACUUGUUUAUGGUUGUGAUAACCCAUCAAAUUGGGGAAAUGCAGUCUUUUGAGUCCCAAAUUUGACUUUAAAGCUCACAAAAAACGGUGGCAAGAAUAAAUUAAAAGCUGACGUCUAAAUUCUGAGGGCGUGGAGUAACACACCAAGUUUUCAAGUCAGUCCAGUUUGUCACAGCAAACCCUGAUCUUUCUUGGAUUUCUGAUGGUUGUGAAGGGAAUUCCAUCUCUUUUUAGAGAUCUAGAUCAUUUUGCUCAGAUCAGUAAUAAGAGCUUGUCUUUGGCUCCCAAACAGCUCUUCAUAUGGUACCAAUGUGGCUUAUUAAAUGUGGAUUAAAUAACAAAAUAGUAGAAAGGAAACUUGCCCCUUAAACGGGAGCCAGCUCCUGGCACUGAUUUGAAAGAGGUGGCUCGUAAAACCAUAGAACGGCACAUCAUUACUUGCUUCCUUACCUUAUAAGAUUUUCUAUCUUAAUAGUGAUUUACUAAAUAGUACAUCAUUAUGUCCUUUAAAAUUAUGUUUAUGGGAACAUGAGGGAGAAAAGCUGUUGUCAAGGGCACCAUUUUUGACUUUGUCUUUUUUUUUGGCAACUUUUAGAAAUUAGGGUGGAUCUGGCAAGGGGCAGUCCCUUUUUCCAAAUUGCCAACUGUGGUCUACUGUUUGGCAAAAAUUGAGGGGAAUAGCCCCUAACAUCCCCAGCUUCACCAACAUUCCAUCCUCUGCUUUCAAUGAUGCCAUCCUUCAAAGUUUAAAAACAUUCAGUCCUUGCCUUUACAUUCAGGGCAGUCUAGGCCCUGAGUUGUCAUUUCAGUCUAACCAGUACACCACAAAGUUGAUCAGCUAAAUGGUGCAGCACAAUUCCUUUAAAAGCAUGUUUUUGAGGGAGAAAAGCUGUUAAAGAGGGUUGGCUAGCCUCUUGGCUCAGUCCUUGUCUCCCUCUAGGGUCUUGUAUGUGUAGUAGGAGGUCUGCAGGAGUCAGUAGUGAUAUCAGUCACCUCCAUGCCAGGUAAACGAGGUUGACACCUAGAAAUGUUCUGAUGAUAACCUGCAGGCCCACCUAGUGCUUUAAUGGACUAACUCUCUUUCAUUAUCAUUGAAUUUUACCCACUUUUCUUCACUUCCUGCCUCCUAUCAGACUUUCACAUGUCAUCUAGAGUCACAUGACUGCAAACAGCCUUCGCCCCCCUCCAAAAUAGUGCUCAUAUAGACGUAUAUCAGACGCCUAAAGCGGCAUCCAUGUGUACCUCCUGUAUCUAAAUGAAGGGACGGUAGGCUUCAGAGUGUUUAACGUCUAUCACUUUACUCUCUCUCUUCAGUCAGUUACCUGAGGAGCUCCAACCCGCUCACACACUCGUGAUAAACACCACACACACACACCCGUGCUGAGGCUAAAGCUUUGCUGAGUCAAGUGACAGAAAAGAUCAAGGCUUAUCCGCUGUUCAUGCUUCAUCCUGCAGACCACACUGGUCACUAGAAACUCUUCUUUCAAAAAUGGUCACAAUAUCCUGUCACUGAGCUGUGGUUAAAGGUCAAAACUUUGUCUCCUCCAUCCACUACAGUCCUGAUCCAGGUUGCACCGGCUCUGUUUAAGUUCGAACGCAGUCUAGAUUGAACCGAAGUUCUAACUUACGACGGCGGUGACGCUCUAUGAAUAUAUAUCUGUCUGAAAAGUGUGAUUGGAAUUUUUUUUUUUUAGAUUUAAAAAAUAAACAUUGAUGACCCAUAAAUGAAAGUUUAAGGAAUGAUGAUAACUCUAGCAGAGGGAGGUCCAUUGAUUUUUUUGCAGGCUUUCACAGCUAGUAUAUUUGUUGUAAAUAUCUGCAGCAUUUUCUUACCUGUCGUUUCAGGUAAUCAGUUUUUGCAUUGUAAUCUACUGAUGAUAUUUUCAGUGAUCUGUCACUUGUUGUUAAAGCACCAUUUCUGCAACAUUUUGGUUAGAGUGGAUGUUACUCCCUACUUGAUAAGUACUUGAUAGUUCCAACUUUACUCUUUACUCAGACAGAGCUGGUGCAACAGGACACUGAGGGUCUUUCUUCUGGUUUUGCAUGAUUGAGCUCUUAAAGGGUAAAAUGUGAAAAAGUAAUGCUGCUAACUGGCCUUGUCAAGUUUUCAGACUGAGCCGAGGCCAAAGCAGUGACUAUGUUUGCAGCUUAUAGUCCUGUCAACCUCCUUAGAUGAUGAAAAGACAGUGUAUGUCUGUGUACAGUUUAUUCACUGUCUAUAAAUAACAAACAUAAGUUUAUUUUUGGGACAUUUUGGCCUCCAGGGUCAUCGUCUCUGAUUGUGUUCCCUGCUGUUUGAUUGAGGGUAGUUGUGGUUUUAUUUGACCUUUAUUGCUUUAAAAAGCUGCUUGUAAACAGACUGACUAGAGCUGUGACUCUGAUCCAAAGAAAAUAUCCUGAAAGAGCUGAGAGGAACCUGCUUUUAGCUUUUUAUCCCCUCUCCACAAAGGGUCUAUCAUCUCAGUCAUUUUAAACAUUGAAUGUUAACAUAAAGACAGGGACUCACUGUUUAUUGGGCUGCACAAAGUCUUUGAUUGGUCACAUUUUCCCUGUACUGAACUAUCUGUCCAACCAGUCAUAUCAGAUAGACCUUUUCACAUAUCCAUGGCAUCAUGGGGUUUAUUUCACGUUUAUUGCUAGGGAAAAAUUAUCACAAUUAUCAUAAUUGCUAGUAUCCUGCAGCCUAUAAUGUUUAAUCCACACAGCCUUUUUUUGUCUUUAAAGUUGCAGAAAGAAAGCCCUUGCUCUCACUUUUUCUGUUUUAUCAGUUUAAGGUAGCACACUAAACUUUAGACUCAUGAUUUAGCCACGUUGAAUCUUUUGGAUGACAAAGUGCCGUGCUUUGCCGUCAUCUGUCAUUUGCUCAUUUUGUAUUGAGGAGUCUUCUCAACAGAAAAAUGCACUCUGUAAGGGUUAUUUGCUAAAUAGCAAACCUACGUUUGUUUCAUAGAUGAAAAUGUAUUUAAAAGUAGCUUUCAGCUUCUGUAAACGCUCCUAAAAUGCAUUGCAUCCAGCUGGUAUUGCAAAGCCGGAGGUUAUCGCCACUUUUUUAACAGCUUUUCCCCCUCAGUGUGAAAUUCAUCCAUGAAAUGUCAAGGAUGUUGCACUGAUUAGUUAAUACACAUCAUCAAUUGUAGAUUUUGUCAAAAAAAGAGUCCUCAGUUUAAAAGUAAAGACAAAAUAGAGAUAGGCAGAACUGAGAUACUGGUCACUGCAGGGCUUGGACAGAUUCAGCAUCCAUGCAGGCCACAUCUUUGCAGAGCUCAGCCCAGCCCUGUCACUCACUUGUAGUUUUUGAACCAUAGAGUGAGUUAAAAACUGAACUCCUUGAGGUAUUUUUACAUAAUAUAUAUUUACUUAGAGUAAACCAAAUUUACUGUUUCAUGGAUGAAUUUCACAUACUGAAGGAGAAAGGUAUUUAAAAGUGGAAGCACAUCACAAACACUUUCCAAAUGCUGUGCAAGCAGCUUGCAUUGCAAAGCCAGAAGUGACAAUCAGAAGUAAAAUGACAAGGGUGUAUCAUACUGCGUGACUCAAACUCAGUGUUUGCAAAUAAUAACCAGUGUAGAGAUACUUUCAUUUUUAGCCAAGUCAAACUUCACACUCUUGAGGUGAUGUUCUUAAGGUAUAUGUAUUUGUACUUAUUUCUAAAUAGUAGUAUGUUGCAGAAAGAUAAAGUUGUCUAACCUUAUACUAAACACAGAAUCAGUCUGAAAACUGAUGGUAUGUUGUGAGGACCGACCAGCAAUGAUGUCAAACAUGGUAUCUCAUGUUAAAUCAGAAUGCUGAAUCAUGCAAAACCACAGAUCAGUCCCUCAGAGAUUACCAAACGUUAAUCCAGGAAUGUGAACUGUGCUGCAGGCUCAGCGGUGGUCACUGCGCUUCAUGGUUGCCUUUGUUUGUUUCUGCUUCAGCUCAUUCCACGCCGUGGACAGAAGGUCAGAGCAGGUGUGACAAACGAUGACGUGUUUAUUUCUGUAAAUACAGUAUUUAAAUAUUGUACAGAUUUUUAGCUUCAGCAGUGUUAGAGCCAAGAGUGUGUAUGCUUGGGUGAGUGUGUGCUUUCACAUAAACAUCUCUCCACAUGUUUUCUCUCACCAGCCAUCGCAUGAGAGGCACGACUGAGUGUUCAUUCGGAGUGAGAUGUGUCGCCUGUUGCUCUUUUUUGCAAUCACAGAAGAAACUUGAAUACCUCCGUCCUUAAAAGCAUUUCAGUCCUCAUUAACAAUCAUAUCAGUGAUUUAUCAAACUGUAGCAGUAUCUGAAUGUGUCCAGGCCCAUCUUUCAUCUCAUUUGCAGAGCAGCUUCUAUGGACUUUUCUUUACACUUUAUUACAUUAUUGCAAUGGGUUCAGAGAGCGUGUUUGUAAAAGGGAGGGAGAAUGAAUUGACAGAUUGGUGCAGCGUUAGCAGUAGUUCAGGCAUUGCACUGGACUGUCCUGGUGAAAAGGGCAAGGAAAGGCUUUUGAUUUGCUGGUUGAUCUGCAUUCCAACGCUCACCAAUGGUCAUGAGCUUUGGGUAGUGACCGAAAGAAUGAGAUGACGGAUACAGGCGGUCCAAAUGAGAUACACCUUAGGAGGGUGUCAAGGCUCAGCCUAAGAGAUUGGGUGAGGAGAACAGCCUUUUUGGAGAAAGCUCAGAGUCAAGGUGCUGCUUUUUCUUCAUCUUACCUCUAUUAAGACAAUGCAUUAACAAGAAUUAAGGUCUGUUUGGGCAUUCAGAUACCAAGGGUUAAUCCUUAAUGCUUUGUGUGGAUGCAGGCAAUGCAUACUUGCAGCGGUUUGAUAUCUGGUAGCUCAGACUGCAUACAGGGUGGUCUGGGAUGUCUUCUUCUGGAUUGGAUGUGUAGACACAUUACAUACUGGCAUUAAAGACUGCCCUGUCAAGUGACAUUAUCUAUGGCAUUCCUCUUGUAAACAAAAAGCAUAGCAUUAUUUUUGUCCCUCCAGCAUUCCUCAGAGUGAUGAAAAUUGCAGCUCUUUGUAGAGAUCAGGAUUAUUUGUCUCAGCUCAGUAAAAGUGCUGGGCUUUUGGCUCCUAAAUGGCUAUUCAUUUGAUACCAUUUUGCAUUUCUGAUAUCUUUAAAACAACAAAAAUAAACCAUAUCUCCAACAGGAGGUGGUUCCCAACACUUGUGAAUGUGCCUCUGCAAAAGACACAUCAUGGCUCCAUCAUAACUUGUCGUCUUCAAUAGACAACAAGAUUUAUUUACAAAAUGGCAUAUCACUGUCUUUAGAAGCAUGGUUAUGACAACAUGAGGGAGAAAAGCUGUUAAAGAGAUACUGCUAGCAUCUCAGUUUGUGGCUAGCUGGUCACCAUUAUUGAAUUACAUAUAUACAAACAUUUUUCCCCUAUGUUGACUGUCCUUUGUUGGCAACCUUUGGAAAGUUGUCAACUUUUGCUUCUUAAUUGGCAAAAUGGAGGAAAAAACUCCCAACAUCCCCAGCUUCGCAAACAUUCAGUCUCUCCCCUGAUGACGCCAUGCUUGCAGGCUUAUAAAUCAUAAUGCAAGCCAGUUUAGGCUACCAGUUGUCCUUUCAAUCUAGUUAGUAUGUUUAUGGCAGCGUGAGGGAGAAAAGCUGUUGAAGAGACGCUGCUAGCCUCUUAGCUUGUGGUUACUUGGCCUCCAUUUAUUCUUACAAUCACUAGCUGCACUACACACAGAAUGUAGGGCUACCAAGCCACAGAAGAGAGCCUCAGACAUGAUGUAGGAGCUGUUGUUAGAGUAAGAGGAGGGACAGAGUUCUGAUUUCAGGUCAGCCCCUGCAGAUGUAAUGUAAAUGCAGAGCAUGGCUGAGGUGAAGUCACAUGGUAUCUAAAUGCCCAAAAGGCAUUGUUAGUGCAAAAUGUAAACAGGACAUAUGAUCAGGAUUCCUCCUGGUCACUUCCUGUAGAGGUCUUCCAGGCACAUCAAACUGUGACGUGAAAAUAUCACAAGGAGAGAGGGUGUUUAGGUUGAUUUGCUGAGCUUGGCUUCAGUAACCCUGCCCUGCAUGAGUGGAAGAAAUCAGAUGGAUGAAUGGACAUCAGUACCAUAGACACAUUAACAGAACAUGUUCAAUGUAUUUAGAGGAACUUCAGCUGUUAAUUUAAUCAGAACCUAUGUACAGUCUGCAUUAAAGAAGAGAAAUAGUUAGCAAUAAUGAUUUGAAUGAAAAAGCCACAUUUCUAGUUAAUAAUGAAGGUCUUAAAUAAAGAGUGCCUAGUAUGAUUUAAAUGUGAUGUCAAUAUUCACUCUCAUAUCAGAUCAGAAACAUACAGUUCAUCCCUCCUAACCGAUCUUUAGCUUUAGAUAGAAGUGUGACUCCAGACAUAAUCACUGAGAAUCACACAAGCUGUCAGUCCAUUGAAGGCAUCAAUGUGGUCACCAAACACCCUCAGAAAGUUCACACACUGACUUUAAGGGGCAUUAAUGUGAGAUAUCUGAACCAGUGUUUAAAACACUUGAAAAAAAUUCUUUGCCCUUGGGCCAGCUUAUUGAUGCAAUGGCAUUAUGAUGGCUCUAGUGGGUUGAUCCCAGGUCUAUCCAUGGCAUUCAACAGAAAUGUUAAAUAGGAAUGUAAAAUAUCUGCUUUUAUUUGAAGGCCUUCUGAGUUUAUCCCCCUUCUAAUGUGAGCUCUAAAUGUUAGCUGUGGUUUAAAAUGCAGAAAUGAGAGUAUGCUAUACUUUUAAGUCACUUAAGUUAGUUACAGCCUCUUCAAACUCUGUCCAAGAUCUGUUAGUUGAUUUUUCAUUGAUUCUUGUGGUCUUAAUGAAGUGAACUGAUUUGUUUUCAUGGAGCUUUGAAUUAUGGGUUAUCUGCAGUCCUGGAGGCUUUCAGCUACCAUGAAGUUAGAUUCAUAUCUAAGCUUUCCUGGACGAUUACAAAAAGCAAGACAUCAGUAAAGCAUCUUUGCCAUAGACUUUAUGAAACAUCUUUUCAUAGGAAGCCUUAUAAAAACCCAGUGAUGGCAGUUACCAAAUCAUAAACGUUGUCUUAACUUUUUAUCAAUGCAGCAGGCAAAGAGGUGCCUCUUUUCUCAUCUCAACUGUGUCCCUAAUUUAGUGAAUAUAGGCCAAACUCUUACCUGUAAAUUCCACAUACUCUGUUUCUGCAGCAUAUCAUGUGCACUGUAGUUUUGCUCAGACAGCACCACUGGGCCCUGUGCAGCUAAGGAUGGAAGUUCAUAUAAUAACCUGAAGACUAUGAGGUCUUGUGGGAAAUGCAAAAUCACACAGUAAUGACCACACCUACAGUGAGAAUGUAAACAACAGUUUACUCUUCUUUGUGCGGUUGAUUUGCUGUUCCAUUUGAUAUUAUUCUGUGUUUUUGCUUUAACUAUGUUUAAGUACAUUACUUACUUACUCACUUAGGCUCAUAAUAUCCCUGAGCCUGAGCCUCUAGUUGGUCCCAGGUGUUUUCUGAGGGCCUCGUUUGGUCUUCUCUUUUGGAUUCCAGGAAAGAACCUGUCUGAUGAUCACUCUGUGCAUUCUCAUUCCUGUUAGGGUCGAUCUGCUCUCUACUAAAAAUGGACUAGGUGCAUAUCUCAUAGGGAGCAGAGCAGAGUGGUCCUUCCCAUACAUACUGGAGACAGAAAACAAAGGCUCUGAGCCUACUGUGUUGUAUUUUAUACAGGCAUAAGGUCACCUCAAUUCAUUCUUCUUAAUGAGCGGGAACAUGGAUCAGUUCCACAUUAGUUUGAUGGAACAUGAUGUGGAAUUACAAGACUGACUAGUGUAUAUUCUGGAGUGCAUGGUGCAACUGGAACACAGCACAGACAGAGUAUGUGGAAUUUGAGGGUCAGCCUAAAUAUCAAAUGGAUGAGUUUUUUUUUAAAGAUUCUUGUACAGCUCUGACUGCUAAUGAAGAAGGGAUUUAGACAGAAUUCAUUUAUUUUGUCAGUCUGAAACAUGUUUAUUUCUGCUGUAAAAAUGGGCAUUUUAACAUGGGACCUAAUGGAGAUUCCUUUGCUUUUAGAGCAAGCCUCAAGUGGUCACUCUUGGAACUGCAAUUAUUUGCACUUCUGCACUGGCUUUAUUUUUUUAACUUUAGAGAUUGUCAGCUCAGUCUUCAGGAUGGAUAAAUGAUCCAGUGUAAGAAAAAUAAUAUUUUUACCCACUUUUCUUUAUCAGAUAUCAAACAUUUCCUUCAUGGGAAGCCCCAAAAAACUCAACAGUUAAGUUCUUGGUCUAACGACUACUAAUGAGCUGACCAAAGUAGAUGCACUGCAUUUUUAGUUUCAUGCAUAUUGAUGCCUAACACAACAUCACUCAAAACAUUUCCAAUUUUCAUUUUUAUCUGAUUUCAUUCAAAUUGGAGGAUUUUUUCCCAAAAUCUUUUUGUCAUAAACACCGGUAUGAUCGAGCGCUUCAAUCUGCUUCAGCUCUUUUGCUUGCAAAGUUUGUCUUGCAUCCCAAAUAUUAUGGCAGUUAUAAUGGGAUUUUUCUGUUCAAUGCAUUUAGCAGAGCUGAUUAUUACUCAUAUCCUAACAUAAAUGAUGAGGCACAUGUUGUUUACAAGUCUCCAUGCUAGCCUGUGAGCUAGCCGCGCGGAGCUAGCCUCAUGACGACAUAAAGGGAAGAAACAUAUCAGUGAAAAACAGAGGAAUCUUGAACCUUCUGUAGUUUGGAUCAGGAAAAGGGAAUCUGAAAAUCUAAAUAUGAAGAUCUUAUGAAAUAUCGCCACUUUUUAAAGCCAUUUUUUAAUUCUUUAUUUAAACUGUGAACUACAGCUCGUCUUGCUUUUCGGUGUCAGUGUACAGAGUCGCACAAGCUGCUGUCUUCGGCACUAUCUCUGCAAUGCAUGUUUCGCAUGUGUCACAUAGGAAUGACUUAACAGCAGGCAGCAAACAACGAGUCGAUCGCUUUUACUAAUCCACAAACCGAGGUUUACCACUGAUGACGGUGGCGUUUGUGUUCUCUGGUAUAAACUGUGAGCUCGUCAGCCUCGUUGGAGGCUGGCUGGGCUUUAACACUUGCUGCUUCCUGGGCUGAUGUAGUCAAAACAGCUCAGAACUCUCACAGCAGGGCAGCACUUCACCUACUUAACUGAUAACUAACCUAGUAACCUUUUACUACGUCUACACGUCUCUGUACUCACAAAGGAAGUGGAAGGGUUGAAUAACACCACCUUGUUUCUCGGUUAGAUGAUUACCUUGUAUUUUGUGCUACCUUGAGUAUUAUGUGAUGCACAGGAUACUGUUAUGUAGCAGCUUUAUUCAAAGCUACGAUGACAUUAUAUGAAGACAUGUUUAGCUGAAAUUAACUUUUGUUCUCUGUGCGUGAAGCACACUUUUGGUUGAUUGAUUGUGUUGAGGUAGCAGUCUAGCCAGCUUGCAUCUUGUACAAGUAUCUGCUUAACAACAAUGUAAACUCUACAAUCAUUCAGAAAAUCUGACAGCUAAAAUUAUUGAGCUUGUAGUUAGGAUAACCUCAGCGCCUCCCAAACGCAACACAGUGUACACUUUGUUCCUUUAGUUCUUUAUUGAUGAUGCAUAGAUUUGUUUUUAUAUUUUUAUCUUUAGUUAUUUUAAUGUCUUGUUCUCUUGCAGUUUUCACACAGUAAUGGUUGUAUUUUGAUCAAUGCCAGGUAAUCACUGUCAGACUGUCACC
Molecule: messenger RNA, 12665 nt
Organism: Cheilinus undulatus (humphead wrasse)
Lineage: Eukaryota; Metazoa; Chordata; Actinopteri; Labriformes; Labridae
Gene: hspa12a
Product: heat shock protein 12A
Exons: 13
Coding region: 308-2329 (673 amino acids)
Source: RefSeq, a predicted model, not a curated record